CUGCAAUUCAAACUGUCAGCGGUUGUUUUACAUAAUUCAAAAUGGAGAAUCGGCUCUGAAACGAUUAGUUUCGUAAGUAUUAUAGCGAGAUGGACCAGUUAUUACUGGACGCAAAACGCUUAGCAUGUCGUCUUCGUGAGCAUAAUGGCUCAGCGGAUGCACUCAUUAGUCAAGCAAAUGGUCUUCACUGUAAAUUGGAUGCAAUGAAGCAGGUAGAAUUGUCAAAUUGAACUUUCCAUAUCAUUAUCUAGCAAAACAAAUUAAGAACUUGUAGUCAUCAAGCUGCAAUGUAAAUUAGCCCUAACAGUUAUAUACGUUGUGGUUACUUUUAGUUAGUCUUGCAGAAGGUAAACAGUAACCAAGCUAUGACAAAUUUCGCCUUAAAAUUCGAGACCUUCGCUACGGUUCACCACAAACUAUAGCAUUAGUUACUGAGGGGGUUAAGGAGCAGUUCAGUUACAAUGAGUUAGUUUUCACAACCGCCAAAUUUGGUGGACAUUCACCCAGAACAUUUUAAAAAAUAUUUUGGUCGCAAUAGGUAAGCAUUGCUACAUGUAUAUUCUAGUCGGUGAUCAUCUCAGUGAGAAACACCACAAAAGAAGUCAUCGAAAAUAAGUCCUGAGUAUCAAUUCAGGUUUAAAUGCUUUUUAAAUCUAGGAUCUUACAUUGUUCAUAGCUGGUUUACCUUAGUUUGGUUGCUCAUUGUGUAGGCUGAUGAGUGUUCCAUUUUGUGUUACAGUACCAUGACUUGGUCAGUGAUCUAAAUGAAGUGGCAAAUCGCAGGCCACGCAGCACACUUAUCUUGGGCAGUCAAGAAGAAAAUGCCCGUAUAAGGGAAUUGCAACAAGAAAAUAUUGAGCUUCAGACAUCAGUAGCAGAAUAUCAGUCAGCUUUGGAGCUUAUCAUGGCAAAGUACAGGGAUCAGGUUAGUGUCUUAAACAGCAUUUCCUUUAGUAGAUGUGGGGACAAGAUACAUUUACUACCUCAGAUGGUUUUCCCAAAGCCUCUAAUUACACUUUUUGAAGCCUAGGUGAGUAAUGUGAAAGGUAGACAGUACUCUUGGAGUACAGUGUAUCAAUAAAGACACUAUUGGCUAUUGUAUCCCAAACAUAUGUCAUUUCAUAUGUGCAAACUCUACAAGAUUAUACCCGAGUCUCUCAGUCUCAGGAGCAGAGUGACUGUGCCAAGUUCUAAUACAAUCAUCCAAGUCCCUUUGUUAAAAGCUAAUUUGAAUAUCCUUCCUUUGAAAAAAGGAGAAAUCAUUGAACCUUGUUGUAUACCUCCUUUAGGCAUUUCAACUAUUGAGUAUUGAUUAAAUCAAAUUCCUGGCUCCCAGGCCAAAAUCUGCUUUUAAAUGCAUGCUUCAUGCCAGGUUUCAUUACAUGUUGAGUUGGCUAUCUUCGAGUUUGCUAUAUGUUUGCUACUAACAUACCAAAUUUGCAGCCUCUGAUAAUUCAGUUUUAAUUUCUCUUUUAACCAUAAACCACAAGCAAUAUCUGUAAUUUAUACUCCCAACAACCAUUUUUUUAGUAGCCAGGUCAGUUAAACUGAUCAUAUGCAAAUUGCAUUUUAAUUUGCUCGCAACCAUCUUGUUAAUAUUCAGGAAUGUUGUAAGGUUGCAUUUUGCAAGUAAACCUCAUUGUAGGGUGGAAUAUGUAUUGGCAAAGUCAACAAAACUGUCAGCUCUUUUAUUAGAAAUGUCCCACAGUAAAAAGACGUCAUCAAGAAAUCUAUUCCAGACCAAAGGUUAGAGGGGCUAGCAAUUAACGGUCAUUUUUCUAGGUCUACCAUAAAAUGGCAGAGAAGGCAACUGGUGUCUUAUUUCCCACAGCAACACCAAGUGUUUGUAUGAAGAAUUUUUCAUUGAACUUGAAAGAAUUUGCUUUGAGUAUGAGCAGCAAAAGUUCCCAUAAAUCAUUUGUGGGAAUUGGUAAAUUAUGCUUAUAGUGAUCUUCGUAUUAUGGCAAAUAUAGUCAAUCCCUUCUGUCUGAGGGAUGUUUGUGUAAAGGGAGCUCACAUCCAGAGUGGCGUGUUUCCAAUAAAGGGGAUGAAAUUGGUAGUGCCUUUUAAAUAUGGCUCCUGUUUUUGUAUGAUGGGUUGUAAUAGAGAGUCAAUGAGGUUUCAAUAUUUCUUUAAGUUAAGAAGGAUUUAGGAUUUUAUAUGAUAAUAAUUGUAAUCAAAUUACGAUUUUAGGUGAUGAGUAUAAUCAAUGUUGUAUAACAAGCUUUUCAAGUGCUGUGUGUAGUAGCCUAGAUUUGGUACCCCUAGAUUCAAUUUGUUUAUGUUACUCUGAGUAGAAAUCUUUUAAGUGUGCAUAUAGACUCUGAACUAUAUAGUUUAAUAAAAUAAAGAAAGUACUGUAAAAUUAAUAAUUUUGACUAUUCUUUACUGGUUUUGUGCUUUCUCUCUCUUGUAAAUGCCAUUGUUCCAUGAUAAUAUGCUAAAACAUGGCACCCAUUUCAGCUUGAGUAAGGCAGAUUUCUUUAAAUCAAGAUGUUGAUUCUAAAAGAUCAUGGAAGUAGAAUGAUAGAAUGGUAGGAUGAACUAAGUAGCUAAUUUAGCAUGUAAGUAGUGAACAUGUAGCAAACUCGAACAUAGCGUACUUGACAAGUAGCAAAACCGGCUGUUACCAAAUGCCCUACUAAUUUUAUAGAACUUAGCUAAGUCAAAGCAGGCAAUCUGAAGUAGGCAAGAUGGGCCUAUUUUGCUGGCUCAGGUAGCCUAUCAGAACACUGGAUGCAUUUCAUAUUGCCUACAGGCACUGCCAGCAAUGUAAGAAACAAAGAUAUGUUGAUGUUGAAGUUUAUUUUAUCAUUUAUUAUAUCUUCAUUUUCCUCAAUUUUCAUUAUAAUUGUGCAUUAAUAUUUAUGAAGAAAGAAAACCACAUGAAGGUUUUUGUUUAUUUUGCCCAAAGGUUUCUCAACUUAUCAAAGCAAAUAGACUUGAUGCCAGUUGCAUGAAACUGAACAAUUACAAGGUAGUGUACAAUAUACCUUUCCAUUUACGGGGUGUAAAAGGGUCAAAAAUUAACUUUUUGAAGGGUGGAUGACAAGUGGUGAACAAAGGCUUUUUUUUAAGCUUCAAGAUGGAACAGUUUGGUUCACCGGAGUUUUUCUUAAGUAUUCAGGGAAGGUGGAAAAAGUGAGAUUUCACAUAUUUCUCUGAGCUUCAAAUAUAUUCCAGUCAUGAACAAUUAUUAGAACAAGUAUUGGCAUUUCAUCCAAUCCCAAGAUACUUAGUCAUCUCAUUCUUUAAUUUGCUUCUAGCCUCAACUCUAGACCAUACACUAUUUAGCUUGACAAUUGGGCACAACAAGUUAGUGAUCCAGCACUUUUUACCAUCAGCAUUCCUGGAUGAUCUAUUUUCAUAGUUGUAUUUUACUGUUAUUUGAGCAUAUGUAUUUGUCUUUCUCUUUCAGGAAUUACAGGCCAAGACAGAGCAAAUAUGUGAAAUGGCUGCUGUUAUGGCACAAGCAAUCUACAUAGAUGAUGAAGCUAUUCAACAGGAGCAAGAAAAAAUGGCUUCUAUUGAGUCAGAAAACAGAGGCCUGAGAGAAUUGUUAAAGAUUAGUGGAAUACCAUAUCCUGAAACAACAGGAAAUGAAGAGAAAGCUUUGCCUGAUGGCCAGCCAGACAGUCAGGAAACUUCUGCAGAUUGAUUUAUUUUUAUUGUAUUGUUGGCUGUGAUCUAGGCUUUCAGGUGUUGUAAAAACAUAUUUAGAUUUCCCUUGAUUGAAAAUACAGAUGCACAUGUAAUAUGCAGACUGUGAAAAUACAAUGAAAGAAAUUCAGUAAUGGAGUGAAAUCUUAGUCUCAUGGAGAAGGUAAUCAUGGAAAAAACUUAUUUUUUUCAUUUUCUUAUGUGAUAUUAUUCCAAAGGUUGAAUAAUUAUUCCCACAAUUUAUCUCAUAUACAGGAAUAUUCCACACUGAGUAUAUUAAAGUAGACUUUAAAGAACAGAAUUAGUGUAGUUUAGUCCCAUCCCAGGUCAGCGUCUUGAUUCUGACCUCUUCAUAGGCCAUGGUAACUAGAAAAGUACUGUUUUUUUGAGCUGGGGUUAAACUUUGCACCAGGGUUUUAGCGCAGACAUUUCCAGAGGAGACAGGCUUUGCACCAAACGUUAUGUUGAGCCAGGCAGAUCGUUUCACGUACCCGAAGUGAACUAAAUUAAAGCGGAUCGAAUGAGAGAAGUUUUUAGAACAUGUUAAAUUCGAAUGCUGUUAUCCAAGAUGACAUACGGUCCCGAACCGAGCAAGCAGCAACCCGAUUAAAUCAGUUGUGAGUAACGAAAGAAGUCGAUAAGAAUAGUAAGUCGUCCAAAUUACCAUAAUUUAGCUCGGCUUACCCCCGACAAACGACCGGUAUAUGCAGUCACCAAGCACCUGAUGACAAAUUAAGGGAUGUAUGGCUAGCUUUAGGUCUGCCUACUUGCCAUUGCCUGUCUUAGGAUGAUGUCUGGCGUCAAUCACUUAAAGAAACUGGAUGAAAAGUGGUCGAGAUCACUUCAGUGAUCCAUCAUGGACCACGAGAACUAAUCAUGUCGAUGGCGCUCGUUGAUCAAAAAUUACCUGAUCGUCUGUAAGGUGCCUCUUCCAUCAAAUCAUGAACUCGCGUUCAUCAAAGUAAAGACGAUGUUUUCACGUAGUUUUUAUUUCAUGGAUUAGGUGUAAAUGAAAAGAGAUGUAAGAAAUUUAAAAUCAUGGUAAUUAUUUCCUCUCUCGGCGGCCAAAACACUAAUUUGAAACGAAAAUGGAUAUAAGAUAUAAUUACAUGCCAAAUAAUAAUUUUCUUUACGACUGGCCUUUAGGUGAUUGUGGAACAGUUUAACUUUAACUAACAGCCAGACCAAGUGGUUUGUUAAGUUCAUUGUGUUCUAAUGAGAACUACU
This is a messenger RNA of Pocillopora meandrina, 4887 nucleotides long. The record is from the annotation of a GenBank genome assembly. NCBI's taxonomy places the organism in Eukaryota, Metazoa, Cnidaria, Anthozoa, Scleractinia, Pocilloporidae.